UGUGUUACCAGUUUAGUUCAAUUGGGGUGGACAGCAAAAUGUGAGGGACAGCUGACAAUAUCACCACUGUGUGUUCUUCCUGAGAAGCUACUGAGAACAGGAUGAUGAGGUGAUUUGGGGCAUGACGAAGAAGAGAGAAAGGAACAGUUGGUCAUUAUGAGCAAAAUAGGCAUUAGUCUUCAUUUAUGCUAUACAUUUGGUAAUGCUGCUUCUCAGUUCUACGCAGUUAAGAAGUAGAGAGACAUUCGGGAAGGAUUUCAGGGCACAUUCUACACAUCAACAGAUUAUCUUAUAGAAGUCCCAUUACAAAUGGUCUCAGUAUGCUAAUGAAGUACUUAUGGACCUCUUGAAAAAGGGCAAGGGAGUAACAAGAAGUAACCAAACAAUGAUUAGCUACUCAUUUUUUUCUGGGAUCAUCACUAUCUUCUUCAUGACUGGUUUUGUGGGGAGUGAGCUAAGAAGACUUCCUGGAUUUAGAGUCAAACGUGGCUGGAUCUGGAACCAACUGUCAGUUGAGGAAGAAGAUCCAACUCCAAAAAUAAUUGGUCAGCUAAAAACAACCUACGACACAGAAGACCAUGCCAUCAAGUAUUCCCUGUCUGGAGAGGGAGCAGGAGAGAUCUUUAACAUUGACGAGUUCACUGGUGAAAUCCAUAUUCAUAAGACUUUGGACAGGGAACAGAAAGCAUUCUACAUGCUCCAUGCUGAAGCUGUUGAUCGCAAAAGUGGCCAGCCAUUGGAGCCUGAGUCAGAAUUCAUCAUCAAAGUCCUGGAUAUCAAUGACAAUGCUCCACAGUUCAUAAAUGAACCCUACACAUCCAGUAUUCCUGAAAUGAGUCCAAUAGGGACAACAGUGGUUCAAGUGACAGCCAUAGACACAGAUGACCCCUUGAUUGGAAAUAAUGCCAAACUUAUCUACUCAAUUCUGCAAGGAGAGCCCUAUUUCUCAGUGGAGCCAAAAACGGGAAUAGUAGUGACAUCUUGGCCAAACAUUGACAGAGAAGCAAAUGAGAAUUACCUUGUUGUAAUUCAAGUGAAAGACAUGCUUGGAAAUACUGGAGGCUACAGUGCUACAACAACAGUGACCAUCACCCUUACUGAUGUUAAUGACAAUGGGCCUACUUUUCAACAUAACCUGUACACAUUUGCUGUAGUGGAAUCAACUCCACUUGGCACAACAAUUGGUAGGGUAAUGGCAGAGGAUGCUGAUGUUGGUGUAAAUGCCAGGAUGAAUUAUACUAUUGAUGACCUGGAGGAAAGUGCCACUUUCAGGGUCAAGACCGACCCUGCCACACAGGAAGGUAUAGUGAUACUAGCCAAACCUUUAGAUUAUGAGAAAAAGAGUCGCUUUGUGUUUGCCAUAGAGGCCAUCAAUUCUUUUGUGGACACGCGUUUCCUAAGCAUCAGUGAAUUUCGGGACAGGACAAUGCUCAAAAUUCUGGUGAUGGAUGUAGAUGAGCCACCUGUUUUUUCUGCACCUUUCUAUGAAUGGAAGGUUCUAGAGGAUGCAGCUGUUGGUACAUUGGUUGGCACAGUGUAUGCCAGAGAUGCAGAUGCUACCAAUAACCCUAUCAGGUUUUCUCUAUCCAAUAACAGUAAGUUAAAGAAUGUCUUUAAGAUUGAUACCAACAAUGGAACAGUGGUCCUGAUCAAACCUUUGGACCGAGAGACUGCAGCAUGGCAAAAUCUUACUGUUAUUGCUAAAGAAACAAGUAAAAAUCAGCUGUCCUCAGUUUCUGUGGUCAUCAAAGUACUAGAUGUCAAUGACAACAUACCCACUCUGUCUAAAGAAUACAAGCCCUAUGUGUGUGAGGGCACACAGGCAGGGAAAGUCAUCCAGGUUAUAAGUGCUGUGGAUGCUGACGAUCCCACAGAAGGUCAUCAUUUUUAUUUUUCCAUGGUCCCUGAUAAAACCAUUAACCCCAACUUUACCAUCAGGGACAACCAAGACAACACAGCAGGAAUUUUGACCCGUCGUAGCACGUUUACACGUCGUGAUCAAAUACUAUAUCAUCUCCCUGUAGUAAUAACAGACAGUGGCUCUCCUGCUCUAUCCAGCACUAUCACCUUUACCAUAAGUGUGUGUGUAUGCCAUUCUAGAGUGCACUGUCCAUCUAGCGGAAUUGAAACAUUAACCCUAUCUUUGGGUGUCAACAUGCAGGCCCUUCUAGGCCUUUCUAUAUGCCUCAUUACCAUAAUAGCGCUUUCUUUACUAAUGGUAGCUGUGUGGAGACACAAGACAGUACAACAGCAGAAACUUGACAUCCAAGGACAUGACACAGAAGAGUACUCAGAGAAAAUUUCAUAUUGUGGUGAGAUUGAAGGUAUUCCAAAUGCAGUCAGUGCUGGACAGUUAGUCCCACUGAGACCACACCCACACCACUGUAAGCACACUUUCCAUAGAGAGGAAACAGUAGCAGAUGUACGUUUGUCUCUAUGCCACUUGCACCUUAUUGGUCCAGAGGAUGAAGUCUUCCACCAAUUUAUGAUGGACCGGUUGGCUGAGGCUGACCAAGACCCCUAUGUCCCUCCUUUUGACUGCUUACACACCUAUGCCGUUGAGGGUACUGGAUCACUUGCAGGCUCCCUUAGCUCACUGGAAUCCUCAAACUUUGACCCUUGUUUUAAUCUACCCCAUGACUUUGGCCCAGGGGUUUUAAGACUGUCUUGCUGGCAAGGUCCAAGUAAUUGUGAGACUUCAUUCUGAACUGCGGAGAAAUAAAGCUAAACUCUAUAAGCAAUGACAGAAAUCUAGUGAGCUCACACAGCUCAAUGAAAUCUUUAAGUUUUGAUUCCUGUAAUUCUGGAAACUUUUUAGUUUGAAUCCAGAGAUGAGAUUUUAUGCUUAAUGAAUGCAUACAUUUCUUUAAUUAAGACAUUUGUUGUUGAGUUUUUCCUGAAAGUUUAGAAGGUGAAGAUAAAUACAGAGAAACACAUAUGUAUUCUUUUGCUUUUCAUAAUUUCAAUUUAUUCAGACUGAAGAUUUAGGUGUAACCAGUACAGAUAACAAAGACAAGGAUUUAUUAGGAUUGCUUUUCUUUCUAGGCCAGAUAUGUUUUAUAUAAGCUAUAUUGUGUGAUAAGUAAUUUUUUUUUAAUAAUAUAUACUUUUGUUUAACAAACAAGUCAUUAUUCAGUUUUUCCUGCUUGUUCAACCCUCUCCUCUCUUAGCACUCUAUUCCACAGACCUUUUUGAAAAACAUAACGCUAUUCUCCCGUUUUCCAAAUUUAGUGGGCUCUUAAAUUCCUGAAUACAAUAUUGAACCAUUAAACAUUUAAAAAGCUAAAAUAAUUUUCAAGCAUAAUGAAAUAAAUUACAUUUCUCUCAAUGUUUGAUUUAUUGCAAUUUUGUGUAAUUGAUUCAAGUAUUCAUGUGCCUUUGUGUUUUAUUAUUGUGUGUAUAUAUACCCUAUUGUUUCAGCUAAUUAUCUUCCAUCUGCCUGUUUCUGACUACUCUUUUGCAUAACAGUUAGGAUUUGUAUGCUUGGUACAAUAAACGCUCUUACCUGCA
This is a messenger RNA of Silurus meridionalis, 3510 nucleotides long. RefSeq names its product cadherin 19, type 2 (gene cdh19). Gene Ontology annotation, molecular function: cadherin binding; calcium ion binding. The coding region runs from base 338 to 2707 and encodes 789 amino acids. Gene Ontology annotation, cellular component: catenin complex; adherens junction; plasma membrane. Lineage: Eukaryota; Metazoa; Chordata; Actinopteri; Siluriformes; Siluridae. The transcript is spliced from 12 exons. Gene Ontology annotation, biological process: homophilic cell-cell adhesion; multicellular organism development; adherens junction organization. The record is from RefSeq and is a predicted model, not a curated record.